AUCCUGCUGCCUGGUGACGAUGUGCCUGUGGCCGGCGGUGAACGGCAUGCCGCCCGUCCAGUGCACCGGGCCCAUCCAAACGAUGGCACCGCGCAUACGAAAAGUUUGCGACGCCCUGUCCACCAUCUACGAACUCAGAGGUGCAAUGGAAGCGUAUUUGGACGACAGAGCGAUGAAUUAUGCCGACCACGAGCUGAUGGACACGGGUGUAAAAAGGCAAGAUGUGGAUCACGUUUUUCUUAGGUUCGGACGCAGGCGCUAAAAUACAGAAAACUACUCAUUA
Molecule: messenger RNA, 283 nt
Organism: Ctenocephalides felis (cat flea)
Lineage: Eukaryota; Metazoa; Arthropoda; Insecta; Siphonaptera; Pulicidae
Gene: Ms
Product: myosuppressin
Exons: 2
Coding region: 20-262 (80 amino acids)
Source: RefSeq, a predicted model, not a curated record